AUGUCGCUACCCCUGAUCUCGCAGCUGCUCUGUCCGAUCCGUGGUCCUUUGAUCCAGAAGCAGGGGCCGUACCCGUCGGACCGGGAUGUUCGCCGUUAUGCGGCGGGAAUGUACGCCGAGUACUGCGAGUAUUGCAGAGGUUUGUGUGGCCGCACGCAGGACAAGGUGACGGAGUUGCUGGCGCAGUUCGAAGCAGAAACUCAAGACAACACCGCAGCGGAAUUGCUCUGGUUGCUGGAGUACCACUAUGUGCGCAUCCCAAGCGCACGUACAGAGGUGCGGGAGUUCUUUUCGGCAAUCUUCGAAUGCACGGUCGAGGAGUACAUGGAGCACAUGGCUCGCCAAGGUUUCGGGACCAAGGACGUGGAGAUCUUCGGCAUUUUUUUUGAAGAGGACUUGUUUUGA
Messenger RNA from Symbiodinium sp. CCMP2592, 405 nucleotides. Lineage: Eukaryota; Dinophyceae; Suessiales; Symbiodiniaceae. The record is from the annotation of a GenBank genome assembly.